Molecule: messenger RNA, 763 nt
Organism: Closterium sp. NIES-65
Lineage: Eukaryota; Viridiplantae; Streptophyta; Zygnematophyceae; Desmidiales; Closteriaceae
Source: the annotation of a GenBank genome assembly
AUGCGCAUGCUGAACCCAGCGAGGCAAGUGUCGGAACUGGGGGACCUACUGUUCGGGAAGGCAGCAUCAGCCACAUCGUUCCCCGAAGCGUCUCUCUCUGCAAUUGCAGUUCACCAGCUCUGGGCAGAGCGAUGCGAGUGUGUGUUUCAGGGGAAAAGGUUCCGGGCUCGGCGGAUCCUCAGACGCAUCGAGGCAGCCUUUCGGCUGCAUGUGAAGGUGUACACGCGAGCAAUGGGGAAGAAGAUUGGCAGAGGUGGCGGUUUGAAGGGACACGGCAGGAUUCAUGCGCUGGCAGAGCAAGAGGCCAGCUUGCUUGGACGUAUUCGGUGCCGGGCGGUGAGAGAUUUCGUUUCUGACAGAUUCCUGACCAGCACAUCUUGCUCGUUCGCAUUCAAUCACCACGAUCCAAUAAAAUACCACGUGAUGGCGUCGUCGCUUCCUCCCGCGCCAGAGUCCCUGGUCGACAACUUGCCGCCGGUCUCGCCCACAGCAGCGAUCAAGGCGGCUGUUGUCCGCAUUACUGCGGCCGCCACUGGCGGUGCUGUGCUCGGCGGUGCUCUAGGCUUUGGGCUGGGCUUUGUGGCGCGCGAGGGCACCAAGGUAACCAUGCGCGAGUCUGCCUUCGGCCUCAAGACCGUGGCUAUCAUGUCAGCUGUCUAUGCUGCCACGACAGCAGCUAUUGAGAACCUGAGGAAUGAUCUACUUGACAGUGCAAAGCCAGGGCUUGCUGGAUGUGCAGCUGGACUGGCAGCAAGUGUCCCAG